UAGUAGAUAAAAAUGGUACUUCUCUUUUAACAGAGAAGAUAACAAUAUUUGAAAAUAAGCGGUUACCGUUUUUUCUUAUUAAUUCGUUGUAAAGAUUACUGUAUAUCUAGCUUUCCUUUAGCUUCAGAUGUAACCCCUCCAUCAGUUGAAAAAUCAACUACAUCUUCAUUUAAACCAUUUAAAAGAACCAAUGUCUCAAGAUGAGCUAAGAUCUUUUCCUUAGAGAGAGAGAGAAUGUAAUAAUAUUUUACAUUUUAAGGUUUCGACUUCAGCUCAUCUAGUAGUCAUGUUGAGAGUACCUAUUUCUCUCUCUCUUAGGCAUUCUAAAAACUAAAAGAACCUUCUGCGACAGUUUUGGAGACCGCCCGUCCUGUACACUCGGCAUUCGCCAUGAAACAUUCAUUUUAAACCAACGGAAGAAAGUUGCUUAAAUACAUUUCAUAAACACAAAGAAACAAUUUUAGGAUAGAAUCAUAUGCGGUUCUUAAAACCACAUGCUUUAAAAAAUUAUGUAUGAUGAGCAUUACUUAUAUUAAUUGAGAUGUACAACUAUAAAUCUAACUUUGAUUUUUUCUUAAGAAAAAAACAGCUAAGGGAAAAUACAAUUCAUUACCGGAUCUAAACUUAUGAAAUAUUGACCUUGACCCCUAAAUUUUUUGAAGGUUAUAGAUAGAUAUAGGUUCCAAAAACUAUGAUUUUAUUUGUAUAAAAAUUCUUAAGAAAUGUUUGUAGUCCCUGAAAUUUUAGAUCGGGUCAUGAUGAAAUCUAAUUAAAAAAAAUAAAUUUUAAAACAAUUUUCCUUAAAUAUUAUAAAUUAAAAGUAUGUGUGUUUUAAUAUCAGAACAUAUUCUUUCUUUUUUUAAGCAACAAAUCAGAACAGAUAUUCAAAUGACAUAUUUUCAACUUUUCUAACGGGGUUUUGAAAAGAAAAAAAAACUAACAUUUUUUUUAGUCUUUUCUCUAUGUAUCCCUUCUUCCACUAUACAAUUCAGAGCAUAUAUGAUACAAAAUAAUGUAAUAUUAAUUGAAAAUUUGUCUAUAAUUUGUUAUAAUACGUAUUUGAUGAGGAAAAGAGGAGGAUAAUGAAAAGGCGGCAUGAUCCUAACAUGUUCUCUAACAUGGCUUGAUUUGAAUCAAACAUCCAAUCUCCACAAAGAUGCAUGCGUGUUUGGUUUCGUUCCAGAGAAUACUUAGUGUAAAGAUACAUUCCCCUCAUGCCACAAUGUGAACUUAAACCACUUCGCUCUUUCUAACAGAAACCCAUUAAUUAUAUUAAUUAGCAUUUAUUUAUUCAACAUGCUCAUAUUAUUAGGAGAAGACUAAGACUACACAUAAAUCAUAACUUGUAAAAAGACAAACCCUUUUUGAUAAAAAAACAGCUAUUCUUCUUCGAAUCCUGUCGGAUUAAACUUUAUACGUUAGACAUAAGCUGUCCUUACCACAUUAAACUAAUGGAAAAAACAUGGGUCUUCUUCCACGCACAUGCAAUUAUAUAUAUUUAUAUAUAUGGUAACUACAAGCAAAACACCUACGACUAAACAGAACAAACAGUUUUAUCUCUCUCUUUCUCUCCUCUCUCCUCUCAUUCAAAACUAGGGUUCUUGAGUUGUCCAUGGAGAGAGAAGAAUGCAGCAGCAGCGAAUCCGGUUGGACCACGUAUAUUUCUUCGCCAAUGGAGGAAGACGAGGAAGAGGUAAUUGAUGAGGUCUAUUAUGAAGGGCAUAGCAUCGAAAAAGAUGGAAGAAAAUAUGUCAACGAGUACGAAAGCAACAAAGACAGCGACGAUUCAAUGGCUUCCGAUGCUUCUUCCGGGCCAAGUUAUCACCAAACGAGCAACAGAGGGAGACGGAGAGAAGGUCUCGUUUUAAGAAACGGGAAAAGUGAAAGUAAUAGUAAGAGUAAUAGUGUUUAUGAUUAUAAACAUGAUGAUAAGAAUAGUGGCAAUCAUAAAUCUAGGACAAAAGAGAAGAAAAAGGGUGAAAACAAGAGUAGAUCUUCUAAAAAGAAGUAAGUUCUUUUUUUUCUUUUUUUUUUUCUUUUCUUGAAGUUGUUUGUAUGUAGAUUGGGAUUGGAUUAUCGAUUUCCUUAUUUUGUGUUGGGGGUUUUUGAUACCUCACGCAAAGGGUGUUUGAUUAUUUCUAUUUUUCAGUUGAUAUUUGUAUUCUCUUAUACCAGUCUUGUCUCUUGAUUAUUAUUAUUAUUAUUUUACUUCUAA
Brassica napus (rape) is the source of this 2215-nucleotide messenger RNA. Its product is annotated as protein SOB FIVE-LIKE 3-like. Gene Ontology annotation, biological process: cytokinin biosynthetic process. The record is from RefSeq and is a predicted model, not a curated record. The transcript has a single exon. The coding region runs from base 1613 to 2011 and encodes 132 amino acids. NCBI's taxonomy places the organism in Eukaryota, Viridiplantae, Streptophyta, Magnoliopsida, Brassicales, Brassicaceae.